GUCGCGAUCCUCAAAGUGUAAAAUGGGACUUUCUUCGAUAGGUAAAAUGGAAAGUGGUCGGCCGAAAUUCAGGUGAGUGGACAUAAUUUUAGAGCAAGAUGAAAGUUAUUGUGCCUGUUGUUAAUUAAUGGACGAGCCGCGCGACCCCUCCUUUUUUAACGCACGUUAUGGGCCCGACAAGGAAAGGAGAUCGGGGUAAAUGCUCUGCUGCGUUUUUCAUUUACUUUCAAAGAGUCUUUUCCUUUCAUUUUAAAAUAAAAUCGGAAGAUAUAAAUACGGUGGCGAGUCAAUAAGAGAACUAAAUCUCGCACUGACUUCGGAGAGAGGUGUGCGCCAGUUUUGGGAUUAAGUGAGUUUUUUCGUCUGUACAAUGAUCAAUAGUCUCGCGUUAACUUCCUUGGGUUUAAUGGCGGUCGUCCAUAUGUGCGUCGCCGGAGGAGGUGGAGGUGAACACAAGAAGGUGAUCAUUCACGUGCCGUACAAAGUAAAAACGAUCCAUCAUACGCAUACGAUUGUGAAGCACGUCGGAGGAGGAGGACACGGAGGUGGCGGCGGAGGUGGUGAAUCGUUUAAGGUGAUCGGUUUCAGUGGCGGAAUCGAUGAGGGGCACGUUUUUACCCAGGGAAUCGGCGGAGGAGGUUUCGGUCAUGGCAUUGGGGGUGGCUUCGGAGGCGGUUUCGGAGGAGGGUUUGGCGGUGGAUGGGCUGGUGGAGCUUCUGAUGGGGGUAUUGGCGGAGGACAUGGCCCCGCGCUAUUAGCCAGUCAUGGUGGAGGAGAUAUCGGUGGUCAUGGCGGAGGUGCAGAAUUAGGGGGCGGAUAUGGAGGAGGAUUUGAAGGCGGAUUGGGGGGUGGUCAUGCUGCCAUUUCGUCAGGAGGUGACUACGGCGGCGGAUAUGAAGGAGGUUAUGGAUCAGAAGGAGUCCAGGCUAUCGGUGGUGGAGGUGAUGAACACCAUGGAUACGACUAACAAGAAAUCACUCACACCUCAAACGUUUACUAGUCUAACAGUAUAAUUUUGUACAUUUUUGUUGAUUUUAAAAGUUAUUUAUUACUGUCCUUUUUUUUAAAUAAAACAUAGUCCC
This is a messenger RNA of Photinus pyralis (common eastern firefly), 1082 nucleotides long. Its product is annotated as glycine-rich cell wall structural protein 1.8-like. The record is from RefSeq and is a predicted model, not a curated record. The transcript has 3 exons. Lineage: Eukaryota; Metazoa; Arthropoda; Insecta; Coleoptera; Lampyridae. Bases 371 to 967 code for a protein of 198 amino acids.